UUUUUUUUUUUAUAUAUAAAUAAAUAAAACAUGGUUAACGCAACAGAAGCUAAAACCGAACAACGUGCACGUUCCGGUUCUUUCAACCAAAACAAGGCCAAAGUUCUUCGCCCUUUCAAUACCAGUGAAGUCAAGAUUUUGUUAUUAGAGAACGUCAACGAAACUGCUGUCAAGGCCUUUAAAAAGCAAGGCUACCAAGUAGAGACGUAUUCAAAAGCACUUGUGGGUGAAGAAUUAAUCGAAAAGAUUCGUGAUGCACAUGUCAUUGGUAUUCGUUCCAAGACUAAACUGACGAAAGCUGUCCUUGAUCAGGCCAAACAUUUGUUAGCUAUCGGUUGUUUCUGUAUUGGUACUAACCAAGUGGACCUUCAAGCUGCUGCUAAGCAAGGUGUAGCUGUCUUUAAUUCUCCCUUCAGUAAUUCCCGUUCCGUAGCCGAACUUGUGAUUGGUGAAAUCAUUAUGCUUGCUCGCCAGUUGGGUGAUCGUAAUACAGAAAUGCAUGGAGGUGUCUGGAACAAGGUCUCCAAAGCCUGUUAUGAAAUUCGUGGUAAAGUCUUGGGUAUUAUCGGUUACGGUCAUAUCGGAGCACAAUUAUCCGUCUUGGCUGAAGCAAUGGGUAUGACCGUUUACUUUUAUGACGUACUUCAAAUCAUGCCUCUCGGUCAAGCUAAACCCUUGGAGUCCUUGGACGAUUUAUUAGCGAUUUCGGAUUAUGUGUCUGUGCAUGUCCCUGAGACCGAAGAAACAAAGAGUAUGAUUGGUGAACACGAAAUCAACCAAAUGAAGAAAGGGGCUUAUUUACUUAAUAAUGCUCGUGGAACCGUGGUUAAUAUUCCCGCUCUCACCAAAGGUCUUCAAUCCGGUCAUCUUGCUGGUGCUGCUGUUGAUGUUUUCCCUAAGGAGCCUGCUGCUAACGGUCCUCACUUUGAUUAUUACCCAGAGUUAUUAGCUUGUCCCAACUUGAUUUUAACGCCUCAUAUCGGAGGUUCGACUGAAGAAGCUCAAAGUAUGAUUGGUUUAGAGGUGUCUCAAUCUUUAAUCAAGUAUAUCAACGAUGGUACAUCACUAAAUGCCGUCAAUUUCCCUGAAGUUGAUUUACGUGCUAUUCGCGAAGAUGACAAGAAUACUGUGCGUGUGCUUUAUAUACAUCAAAAUAUCCCUGGUGUACUUCGGGAAAUCAAUGAAAUCUUUGCUGACCAUAAUGUUGAAAAGCAAUAUUCUGAUUCCAAGGGAGAUAUUGCCUAUGUCAUGGCAGAUAUUGCUGAUGUAACUGACCUCAAGAGUCUUUACAGUGCCAUUAUUGCCACACGAGCCAACAUUCAAACUCGUAUUCUCUAUUAAUUUUUAUUUUUAUUUCUUUCCCUUCUUGUAAAAAGCAUUCAACAUACCAAAAUUACAUUUUUCCCCUCCAUAUUUUAUUCCCUUAUUCCAUUCUUUUUCUUCCUUUUUCCUCUGACAGUGUUUUCUCAACUUUAACACUUGUUUGAAUAAUCUUAAUAAAACUUUCUAUCACAAUUCACUGUUUUAUAACAAUUUUCCAAAAG
Messenger RNA from Mucor mucedo, 1544 nucleotides. RefSeq lists its product as uncharacterized. The record is from RefSeq and is a predicted model, not a curated record. Bases 31 to 1341 code for a protein of 436 amino acids. The transcript is spliced from 3 exons. NCBI's taxonomy places the organism in Eukaryota, Fungi, Mucoromycota, Mucoromycetes, Mucorales, Mucoraceae. Gene Ontology annotation, molecular function: NAD binding; oxidoreductase activity, acting on the CH-OH group of donors, NAD or NADP as acceptor.